UCCAGCGAUAAUGGGAAAGAUCAUUUUCUUUGAAGAAAAAAACUUUGGUGGUUGCUACUAUGACUGCAGCAGUGACUGCACAGACCUGCAGUCUCAUUUCCGCCGAUGCAACUCUAUCAAGGUGGAGAGCGGCUGCUUCAUGAUAUAUGAAGGUGCCAAUUACACGGGCCACCAGUACUUUGUGAGCCCAGGACAAUACCCAGAGUUUCAGAAGUGGAUGGCCACUAACGACUGUAUAUGUUCCUGUCGUGUGAUUCCUCAGUUGAACGACUCCUUCAAACUCUCCAUCUAUGAGAGACUUGAGUUUGGUGGUCAGAUGAUGGAUCUCACAGACAGUUGCCCGAAUGUCUUGGACAGCUUCCGCACCAAUGACAUUUUCUCCUGCAAGGUGAAGGAAGGCAACUGGCUUUUUUACGACCAGCCCAACUACAAGGGCAGGAUUUAUCUGUUGAUGCCUAGAGAAUACUCAAGAUUCAGUGAAUGGGGAGGAGUUACUGCUCGAGUGGGCUCCAUCAAGCGCAUUGUGGAAUACUGA
Molecule: messenger RNA, 535 nt
Organism: Alosa sapidissima (American shad)
Lineage: Eukaryota; Metazoa; Chordata; Actinopteri; Clupeiformes; Clupeidae
Product: gamma-crystallin S-1-like
Exons: 3
Coding region: 11-535 (174 amino acids)
Biological process (GO): visual perception; lens development in camera-type eye
Molecular function (GO): structural constituent of eye lens
Source: RefSeq, a predicted model, not a curated record